CUGAAAAUUUUUAUUUUCACUGUUUUCCUCUGCUUUUCUGCAAACCAAACAUAAAAUAAAAUAUUUAAAAAAAUGCAAUCAAAAGACAUUUUUCCGAAAAAAUCACACGGUAACUCGAAUUAUAAAUAUUUAAAAAAUUUUCUACGAUUUUGGAAAAUUGGAAAAAUCUCAGUUUUUGCCAUUUUUUUGGAAUUCGUUUUGAGGUCUACUUUAGGGCUCCCAUGAAGGCGCGAAAACGCCUGCCGGGACCACCUUUCGGCGACCUUCGCCUGCCUCGCGCCGGGCACCGUGCUUUGUGUAACGAGCGGCGCGGAACCCGAAAAGUGUCGGCCGCGUUGAAAAAACCGACAUUCGCACUAUGUGAUGUAAACACCAAGGAUUUGACUUCUCGCCAUAGUGUAGAAAUAAGGCGAGAGGUCGGCACGUUUGAGGCAGGCCCCGAAAAAAACGGCCUCCUUUGGAAGCAUAUAUUUUCCAAUAUUAAUAUAGUAGUGAUUCGAACAUGCGUCAGUUUUACAAUUUACUUUAAAAAUGGCGAAAACUCAUAAAUUGACAAUUUUUGACUAAUAAAACAUUUUAAAACAUUUUUUGAAAAGUUUCACUUUCAAAGUUUCACUGAUAUUAGACCAUUUUGAUUUUACACUGGAGUUACUACACCGUUAAGAUCGAAAUUUCAAGUAAAACACAGAUCAAUUAACUAAUUAAAAAAAUAAAACGAAGUAAGAAUUGCCAAGAGCUGACUAGAAUUUCAGUCUAAUUCUGCAAAACAAAUUUCAGAUUAGCGCUCUCUAUUUGUUCAUUAGCUUCUGGGCUUCACGUGACCCAUAUCCAAAAGCAGCCGUGGAACUAAAAUAACAAAGAGUACAAGCUACCUGAGCUAACAAUAACUUCCCAAUUGUUCCAGUACUUUUUUCAUGUGUUUCAGGGCAAACAAUUAUCCAUUUGCCAUUCAAACAUCUCUCUCAUUUUUGUUCGGAUCGAUCCUAAAAAUUCCAUGUCUCUUUGUUACUAUGUGUCUGGAACACACAGACGAAUAGUGCAGAUCGAUAUAAAAAAAGGCGAAUGGUGUGAGAACAGAAAGCUGUACAUACAGUAAAUGUCGUGGUAUAUAAGGAGAAGUGGUCGGGCUAAAAAGUAUCGAACACUUUUAUAAAUCAUUCGCUUUUGCAGCAAUGUAUUUCCUCAUCAGCCUCUUCUUCGUCCCAUUCAGCAGCGCCGUUAUCGGUGGUGACUUGAAUUGUACCAGCUACAAUGGAACAUCGUUCGUCUACACCCCGGCUGCGGUUGCCUGCUCGAACGCUAUCUCGGAUGCUUCUUGCCAGGUUCUUUAUGCUGCCCCGGACACCCUAUACCCAGCUGCUGGAAAUGAUGCUGAGAGAGCUUAUGCUUGCUACACAACCGCCACAGCUACCCCAGCUGCUGUUGUGGCUGACAUGAAGACUGCUGCAAUUGCAUCUUGUGCAAAAACUUGCGGAUUCUGCUGCCUAACUGACGACUACAAUUGUGCCAAUGCUGCUUACCCACGACUCAACUGCGCUACAAUCACCAAAGCUCAAUGUAACUCAGUCACCUGGAGAACCAUCAUCGCUACAGACUGCCCAUCUGCAUGCGGAUUCUGUAACUCUGGUGGAUGCGUCGAUGCCGUCACCAACUGCGGAAACGACUUGAGCAUCUGUAACACUGUUGGAAUGCAAACCUUCGUCAAUCAAUACUGCCAAAAGACUUGCGGAAGAUGCCCAUCAACCACCGCAUCAUCUGGAUCUGUCACCUCUGGCACCUGCACCUCCUACGCCGCCGACUCAUCAACCUCAUGUACCUCCUGGGCUAAGAACGGAUUCUGCACCAACACCUUCUACACCGUUGCUCAGCGCAAAGCCAGAUGUGCCACAAGUUGCAAGCUCUGCUAAAUCGAUUGAUCUACUACUUCUUUGACAACUACUUCUACAUUCCCCAACUUUAAUUUUAUUUUCAACAAACGACCUCAGGUGACAUGGAACUGACCAUUCCGUUGAUUAAUACAUACUUCUGAAUUUAUUUUGUUUUUCAAUAAAUCUCUAGUAUUGAA
This is a messenger RNA of Caenorhabditis elegans, 2065 nucleotides long. RefSeq names its product ShKT domain-containing protein (gene T05B4.12). The record is from RefSeq and is marked reviewed. NCBI's taxonomy places the organism in Eukaryota, Metazoa, Nematoda, Chromadorea, Rhabditida, Rhabditidae. Bases 1173 to 1907 code for a protein of 244 amino acids. The transcript has 3 exons.